AUGUCCUGGAAAAGUCCUGAAAAUUUGUUUCUGAAAAAGAUUACGAACCUUGAUUGGAAACCAAUGAUUUAUAUGGCUCCUUUAUUUUUCAACAGCACUAUAUAGAGGGUGAGAAUAAUAAAGUGAGGUCUGUUUCUCUGUCAUCUUAUGAGCCAUCUGCAGAGAAGGAUGUUACCCUGCUAAAGAAAAAGAGAGAUAUUUUAGCUGUAUGUCUGGCUCAUUUGGUUGUAGUCUGGACAGUUGCACCUGGAUUACAAUGGACUGUGCUUCACAAAUGGAGUCUUCCCACUGAUGGAGGAGAAGAGUUUGUAAGUGUACAGAUUUUACCAUUGAAAUCUCAUGUUGCUCUUCUGGUUGGAGGGAAUUUUAAUGGCGGAAAUGGGAGGUGAGGAAUAUGAUGGAUUGAAUAAGUGUUUAAAGGAAUUAUUUGGACAAUGUUGGAUUCUGUUUUCAAUGUUGACUUUCAUUCAAUGCAGGAUUCUUGGGUAUUCUGAGCUGGAAGGUGACUAUUCUUUUGAUUUCCAACAGGAUGAUCAGAAAAACACACGUGUCUUUUCAACCAUGUGUUUAUUAUGUGACACAAUGGGAAUGAGUGGCAAUGAAGGUGUAGUGUGUGCUAUUGCAAGUAGAACAUUUCAUGAAGUAACAUUGACCAAGUGGACGUUGGAUGCCAUUUACCUGUCGGUGAAACAGCAACAUUGUUUUGCACCAAUAAUCACUGAGAGUGACUUGACAUCCCUUCACGCUGUUCAAGGUAGCCACUGCCUUCUCCUGGGGACAACAGAUGAUAGACUUUUUCUGUGGUAAGUUCUUGCUCAGGAUAUGAACAUCAUGUCCAGCUGACAGAGCACAAUAAGUCUACAUCUACAUGUACAUUGAAUGAAGUCGGCCAAAUCGCAAGAUA
Orbicella faveolata is the source of this 904-nucleotide messenger RNA. RefSeq lists its product as uncharacterized. The record is from RefSeq and is a predicted model, not a curated record. NCBI's taxonomy places the organism in Eukaryota, Metazoa, Cnidaria, Anthozoa, Scleractinia, Merulinidae. Gene Ontology annotation, biological process: double-strand break repair via homologous recombination. Gene Ontology annotation, molecular function: DNA binding; protein binding. Gene Ontology annotation, cellular component: nucleoplasm.